UCGACAUACUCCACAAAUGAUCGUCAUGCAAGUUGCCGUCUCUUAAAACAGGUGUCGUUCACAUUGAUUGUGUGCGGUAGACUUGUGAUAAGACUGCUCGCAAUAAAUAAUUGUUUUUAUUCAUUAUUUACAUUAAACAGCACAAAAAUGUAUACAGGACUAUUGCAGCAUUUUGGUCACAGUGUAAGGUGCAUGGCCACAAAAGCCACACCGAAGGUCCAACUGAUCAACAAAAUUCUAAUAUCAAAUCGCGGCGAAAUAGCGUGUCGCGUUAUCAGAACAGCCCGCAAACUAGGCGUACGUACUGUGGCUGUCUAUUCGGAUCCCGAUGAGCACAGCCUGCACACCGAGUUAGCCGACGAAGCGUAUCGCGUUGGCGAGGCGGCGUCGUAUUUGCGCGGCGAGCGCAUUCUGGAGAUUGCCAAAAAGGUGGGUGCCCAAGCAAUUCAUCCUGGUUACGGCUUUCUCUCCGAGUCGGUGGAGUUUGCUGAGCUAUGCCAGAAAGAAGGUGUCAUAUUCAUGGGUCCACCCAGCUCCGCAAUACGCGACAUGGGCAUCAAGAGCACCAGCAAGGCUAUCAUGGCAGCUGCCGGAGUGCCCAUCAUUAAUGGCUAUCAUGGCGACGAUCAGUCGGAUGCCUGCCUGCAGGCAGAGGCUGCCGUUAUUGGAUUUCCCCUCAUGAUUAAGGCAGUGCGAGGUGGUGGCGGUAAAGGCAUGAGAAUUGCAGAGAAACCCGAAGAUUUUCUCACAGCAUUGAACUCGGCACGCACCGAGUCCCUGAAAGCCUUUGGAGAUAGUUCUGUGCUGCUCGAGCGUUACGUGCGCUCACCCCGCCACGUAGAGGUGCAGGUAUUUGCGGAUCAGUACGGUGAUGCUGUCUAUCUGUGGGAGCGCGAUUGUUCCGUCCAGCGGCGUCAUCAGAAAAUCAUCGAAGAGGCCCCAGCACCAGGUUUAUCAGAGGAACUGCGUCGUGAAUUGGGCGAAGCUGCCGUACGCGCCGCUAAGGCCGUGGGCUAUGUGGGCGCCGGCACUGUCGAAUUUAUCCUAGAUAAAGAGGAUCUAUCGUUUCACUUUAUGGAGAUGAACACGCGCCUGCAGGUCGAGCAUCCCAUAUCGGAGAUGAUAACCGGCACUGAUCUCGUCGAGUGGCAGAUACGCAUUGCCGCUGGAGAGCCAUUACCACUGACCCAAGCGCAGAUCACGCGCCGUGGUCACGCCUUCGAGGCACGCAUCUAUGCAGAGAAUCCUCGCGGCGGCUUUUUGCCAGGCGCCGGACCGCUGCGCUACUUGAGUACGCCAAAGCCCAAUGCCGAGGUGCGUGUGGAGACGGGAGUGCGAGAGGGUGAUGAGGUAUCUGUACACUACGAUCCCAUGAUUGCCAAAUUGGUUGUGUGGGGCGAGAAUCGCACGCAGGCGCUGAACUCGCUGAUUGCGCGUUUGGGUGAAUAUCAUAUUUCUGGGCUAGAGACAAACAUUAAUUUUCUCAUUGACCUGGCCUCGCACCCGGAGUUCCAGCUAGCCAAUGUACACACUGGCUUCAUCGAUCAACACUUUGAUACACUCUUUCCGCCAAUUGUAGUCAAAGAGCAGCAACUGAGCCAAGCCGCCCUUUCGCUGAUCUUUAAUGAGCUGCAGGCUGCCGGCAGCAAUGCCAGCAGCAGUCAGGAUCCAUUUGCUGCAGCAGCAAAUGUACGUCUCAAUUACGCGCUAAUUCGCAGCUACAAUUUGAAGGCACAUGACAAAGUUUAUGCUGUGGACGUUAAGUAUGAUAAUGGUAACAUUGAAAUUCGCGUCGAUGGCGGUGCUUGGCAAGUGGUUAAGGCCGAACGUGUCCAGGAUGACGGACGUUUGAAAAUACGUGCCAAUAUUGAUAACAAUAUUUCCACCUACAAUGCCAACAUUGAUGGAGCAAAUGUAACGCUCUUCCUAGAGAAUGGCAAAUUGGACUUCGAGCUGGUGCAGCCAAAGUUCCUAAGCGCUCAGGCUGAUCAGCUUGGCAGCAGCGGCUCCCGAGUAGUGGCACCCAUGCCUGGCGUCUUAGAGAAGAUCCUGGUCAAACCUGGCGACAUAGUCAAAAAGGGCGACAGUCUAGCUGUUCUUAUAGCUAUGAAAAUGGAGCACAUUUUGAAAGCACCAAAGGAUGCCACUGUUAAAUCAAUUGGCGGCGCCGUAGGUGACAACAUGGCCAAGGGUGCGGCAGUCAUAACAUUCGUUGAUGAGGACGCCAACUAAAGAAUCGAUGUGGUUUACCUGGGCAUACCAGGAAAUUGUUGCAUUUAUGCGUAAUAUUUUACUUGUUGCAUUUAUUUCUGUGCUUUUGAAUUGAUCCUUAAGCAGUUUUAGCUUUACCCACGUGCAUUUAUUAGAUUUAAGCGUAAAUAUUUUCAUCAAAUGGAUCAUUGUUGUAACUAAUCCUGUGACAAUAAAAAUAAUGGGUGUUU
This is a messenger RNA of Drosophila novamexicana, 2441 nucleotides long. RefSeq names its product methylcrotonoyl-CoA carboxylase subunit alpha, mitochondrial (gene Mccc1). Gene Ontology annotation, molecular function: methylcrotonoyl-CoA carboxylase activity; ATP binding; metal ion binding. NCBI's taxonomy places the organism in Eukaryota, Metazoa, Arthropoda, Insecta, Diptera, Drosophilidae. The record is from RefSeq and is a predicted model, not a curated record. The coding region runs from base 148 to 2232 and encodes 694 amino acids. The transcript is spliced from 7 exons. Gene Ontology annotation, cellular component: mitochondrion.